Messenger RNA from Calliphora vicina (urban bluebottle blowfly), 558 nucleotides. RefSeq lists its product as uncharacterized. The transcript is spliced from 3 exons. The coding region runs from base 1 to 558 and encodes 185 amino acids. Lineage: Eukaryota; Metazoa; Arthropoda; Insecta; Diptera; Calliphoridae. The record is from RefSeq and is a predicted model, not a curated record.
AUGUGGUUAAGGCAAGAAAUUUUAAUAAUUCUAAUAAUUACUAUUACAAUAACUUGUUGUAAUGGGGCCAAGAAAGCCCCCAAAGUUGUUUACUACAUCUCCUCCAAAGUCGAUUUUAAUCCUCAAUAUUUGCAAGAUCACCAUCUAACAAUCGCAUCCAAUCGUCAAACUGCUAAUAUUGUAUUAAAUGUUGCUAAGAAUUUUGUUAACGAUCCGUGGGCUGGCAUAGUGGUGACAUUUCAAAAUCUUAAAACUAAUGCAAAUCGUGUUCUGUUUCGGUAUGACAUCAAUGUUUGUAGUAUACUCGGCAAACAGGGUUCCCAAAUUAACAAUUUUGUGUCGGGUUGGGUAAACAAUUUUUUGAAAUUUGGUGAUUUACCGAGAAGUUGUCCGGUGAAGAAGGGCAAUUACUCCUGGAACAAUUUGAGAGCCGAUAAGCUAAGUAUACCCAAUUUUAUAACGAAUGGCCACUAUCUUAUUAACAUAGAUACUUAUUUUCGCUAUGGAGGUUCUAAGGAUUCUAUAGCUAAUUUAACAGUACUUGUAGAAUUGAAAUAA